Striga hermonthica is the source of this 456-nucleotide messenger RNA. NCBI's taxonomy places the organism in Eukaryota, Viridiplantae, Streptophyta, Magnoliopsida, Lamiales, Orobanchaceae. The record is from the annotation of a GenBank genome assembly.
AUUAGGGGCAAGUUGGUGGAGGUAUUGGUAGAUAGCGGGUCCACGUCAAAUUUCAUUGACGAGGAGCUGUCCAAGGAGAUAGAAAUUCCAUUCACAAAGGUGAAACCUUUUGGAGUCAAAGUGGCCAACGGAGAGACACUUCGAGGAGAUCUACUUUUCAACGGAGUAAAGAUGGAAGCUCAAGGUCAGAAGAUGAAAGUUGAUCUAUAUGCCUUUCCAUUGAAGGCGACUGAUGUGGUACUUGGAUGUCAGAGGUUGGAGACGCUUGGUCCAAUGACAACUGAUUAUUGGAAAGGAACUAUGGAGUUCGAGCGAUCGAGCAAGCGAAUCAAGUUGAUGACCGAGGAUCCAUGGGAGUCACCCGAUGAGGAUGAAGAUGAUAGACGAGUCUGCAAGCUUAAUUUCAUCAUCCUUGAGGACAAGAAUAGUCUCGAAGAGGACGGGAAUGAUACGGAA